AGUGAAAAAAAGUAUAGGUUAAAAUUUGCUAUUUAAUGAUAUUCUUAGCAAUUUCAAGAUACAAAUGUAAUUAUCCAUCGUUUGAUAAAAUUGUGACGUUCUCAUAGCGUAUGUUAUUGUUUGAUAUGUGCUGAAUUAUUAACUCAGUUAUUUUAAAUAAUAAAUCAUGAAAAUAUCUCUAGUGUUUAUAGUGCUUUUUACACUAAUUGCAAUUGUAUUUUCGCGAAAACACCGCUUGGAAAUAUAUAGUGAUGGUCGCAGAUAUAUACCACUCAGUACAUUUGGUUUUUAUCAAGGAGGAUAUUUAGAUGUACAGCUAAUAAAUUUUCAUGCAACUCCAGAAGACCCAAAAGCACUUUUUGGUUUUAGCUUAGACCGCACCAAAAUUUCUGCUGUAGAUGAAUACUUAAAUAAAAAUCAGGAUCAUUGCGUUUUAGUGGACAAACUAGACAGCAAUAAGAAUGCUGUGAUCACAUUAUUUUUGCUCGACCUUCAGAACAAUACAUUGAAAGUAAAGUGUAAUGAUGAGGGCGUAGUUCAUAUUUACAAAAGACCAGAUGAAAGAAAAACUCAUACUUGCAAAGACUUGACGUUUGAUAUAGCUUCUGAGAUACGCGACGGUCACACCUAUUACAAUGCAUCUUUUUACAUGGCUGUUGAAAACAUCCAAGAGGAAGGUCUGUACAACCUCUACUUCCACAACUGUCCCAGCUAUAACUCAGGCACAGACACCACUGUGGAUUGUGUGGUGCAAAUCACAGAAAAAAAUACGAGCAGUUUUUUGUCGGCGGGCGAAAUGCCGUUACCAGCCUUGUAUUGCAUGAUGUCAGUGUUGUUCUUCCUCUCUGGCAUGUUUUGGGUGUUCCUCUUGCGACAAUCAAAGCAUCCAGUUUUCAAGUUGCACUGGAUGAUGACUGUUCUCGUUUUUCUCAAGGCUCUCUCGUUGGCUUUCCACGGCGUUAACUAUCACUACAUCGAAAGUCUUGGUGUGCACUUGGCCACAUGGGCAAUUCUAUUCUAUGUUGCUCACUUGCUUAAAGGGGCACUACUAUUUGUUAUAAUCGUUUUGGUAGGAACGGGCUGGACGUUCAUUAAACACGUACUCACCGAUAGAGACAAGAGGGUAUUUAUGGCUGUCAUUCCGCUGCAAGUUUUGGCCAAUAUCGCCGAAAUUAUCUUGGAGGAAAGUGAGGAGGGAUCGAGGGAAUACACUGCCUGGCGAGACAUCGUGGUUUUGAUAGACCUGCUGUGCUGUGGGUGCAUUCUGUUUCCAGUAGUAUGGUCCAUAAGGCAUUUACAAGUUGCCUCGCAAACUGACGGGAAAGCCGCACUUAAUUUAAGGAAGUUGAAGCUAUUCAGACAUUUCUACAUUAUGAUUGUUUGCUACAUUUACACCACGCGUAUUAUAGUAUCAAUUUUAAAAUUGACGGUUACUUUCCAAUAUGAGUGGUUGCAUGAGAUGUUCAGAGAAAUGGCUACAUAUGUCUUUUUUGUCUUGACUGCUUAUAAAUUCAGGCCAGCCUCGCAAAAUCCUUACUUUGCAUUGAAUAACGAUGACGACGACGUAGAGGAAGUCGUUUUCAGUUUAACGGAGAGCGGCGCAACGGAGGGACUAAACAAGGUGAACAAUAGAGUGACCAAAGUGCCAUUACAAUCGACCAUGACCGAAGUUACCGAGGAGGAGAAGGACGCGUUGCUCUCGCAAAGAGAGAGCAGCCACGAUUAUGACUGAAACGUCUACGUUUUCCGAUCAUGCCACGAUAUUGUGUACAAUUAGAUUUGCAUUUUAUUUUGUAUACUGUGAUAGUGUGGACAUUUUUCCGUUGAGUGAAAAUAAAAUUGUGUGUCUUUUUCUUUACCAUUAUGUAUUUGUAAUUUAUGAUAUAAUAAAUCGUACACGUUUUUUAUUGUUUACACCAAAA
Molecule: messenger RNA, 1922 nt
Organism: Aethina tumida (small hive beetle)
Lineage: Eukaryota; Metazoa; Arthropoda; Insecta; Coleoptera; Nitidulidae
Product: protein GPR107
Exons: 6
Coding region: 167-1732 (521 amino acids)
Biological process (GO): transport
Cellular component (GO): membrane; Golgi apparatus
Source: RefSeq, a predicted model, not a curated record